Messenger RNA from Paramecium sonneborni, 2171 nucleotides. The record is from the annotation of a GenBank genome assembly. Lineage: Eukaryota; Ciliophora; Oligohymenophorea; Peniculida; Parameciidae.
AUGAAACCUUGUUAAACACCUACAUCAUGUCAUUCUCGUAAGGGGAGUUUAAAGGUUUAACGUUAACCUCUUUAAGUGAUUAACAAUUGUCCAGAAUUUCAAUCAUGCACUAAUUAUUUAUAAGAUAAGGUUUAAGGAUUAGAAUAGAGAGUCAAGAAUCUUAAUAGUUAACAUGCAGAUAGAUCAGAUGUUAAAUCAAAAAUAGAUAUUGCUUUUUCACCUUUUAUGAAUGAAAAGAGAAAUUGGUAAGGUAAUUAAAAGAUUGAUUAGCAAAGUUAUUAUGAGACUAUUAUAAAUAAACGACUAGAAAAUAUUAGUAAAAUUGAUCAUUCUCCUAAACAUGUAAAAACUGAUUAACCAAUUUUAAACAAAUAUUCUACUCAUAGUUAAUUUUCUAAUCUUGCUCAAUAUCAAAAUAAACUUCAUAGCAACUCCAUCUUAAGGAUAUAGCAAUUAUCUAAAAAGUUAAGAAAAUUUAAAAUGAUAAAAGAUUAAAAUUAAGAUGAAUGUGCACCAUCUCUUGCUAAAAUUAAAUGUUUUUGUCAAGAACACUGCAAUGAUUGUUUCGAUUUUUAUAGAAGUACAGAUUUAGUCACAUUAAAAUACUUCAUAUAUCUGCUAUUAUAAGAAAUUAAUACUCUUUUUAAUUAAGAUGCUAUCAAAAUGGCAGAUAAUUCCAUCCAAUAUUAAUAACAAAUUGAAAUGCUCUAAGAAUAACUAUAACUAUAAAAAACUGAUUAAAUGACACUUUAAAAUUAACUAACCUUAUAAAAGAUGGUUGUAGAAACUUAAAAUUUAAUUUAAGAUAUUAUUAAUGCACUCUAAUCUAAAUCAAAUCAUAGUUUAUUAAUAAAUUAAGCUGAAAUCUUAAACAAUUAAAUGAAAGCUUUCAAAGAAAAUAUGUCUAAAAAUCAACAUCUGAAUAAUAUCUCUCAUAAUGUAACAUCUUUUGGAUAAUAACUUGCAAAAUGUGGAUUAGAUAAACAUUAUCAAAAUGGAAUAACUAAUGACAGUUAUUUUAUUAAUUAAUCUAAUUAUUAGACUUAAACUAUUGAUGAUAGAAAUUAAUCCUACUUAAGUUCUAAAUCAAAAUCACCAUAUUCAAUUAAAUUAAAAGAUUAUAAUCUUAAUUAUGAACUUGAAUAAAAAAAUGAAGUCAAUAAAAAAUUAUUAGACGAAUAAACUAUUGUUAAUAGAUAACUAAUGGAGAAGAUAUUCAAAUUAUAAGCAGAAAUAUAAUCAACUGAUUCUCAUGUGAUUCAACUUAAAAAUGAAAUUUAGGAAAAAAAUUAAUAAAUUAAAGAACUAGAAAAUAAUAUAAAUUCUCAAAAUUCUACUACCUAUAAAAAGCUGAAUCAAAGAAUUAUUGAAAUUAACACUAAUUUAGAUUAGAUGUAAAUAUAAAAUUAAAAAUUAAUUAAUGAAAAUAAUUUCUUGAGUCAGAAAUAUGAUGAGAUCAAAAAGAUUGAGCAAGAUUUUUAUGAAUUGUAAUAAGAUAACAAUUUAUAGUUUUAAUAAUUAAAUGCAAUUUUAUAGGAAAACUCUGAUCUACAAAAAAUAAAUUAAUAAAUUGAAGUAAUACAUAUUAUUAAAUAGGCCGAAUGCUAGGAAUAUUAAUAGUAAAUAUUAAAAUUAUAAGAAAAAUGUUAAACUAAAUAUGCCUAUUUUCAAAAUCAACAUGAUACUGAUUAUUUAGAGGAUUAAAUCAAAGAAUUAUAAAUUUAAAACUCAGAAUAAAGUAAAAUAAUUGUAAAAUUUUAUCCAAUCUCUAGACUCUCAUUACAGAUGAAGCAUUAUAUUUAGGUUAGAUGACACUUUAAGCUUGUGACAUAAUAUCUAAACAAUAUACUGAGAAUUUACCGAUUGCAAUUUUGAUGCUUUAAAAAGAAUUAAAUUCAAAGAAAUGUAAUAUAUAAUAGAAAAUGAAUAUUCUCCAAUAAUUUGGAUAAAAUAUGAAGGCAUAACAAAGCUUGGCUCAUAAUUAUUAUUAAAAUUCAGAGAGUACAAACUUUUUGGAUAAUUUACAAAGUGAUUCAUUAUCUCUUAGGUAAAAAAAUGUUAGUUCUUAAGAUGAAACCUAAACAACUGUAAAUUAGAAUAAUUAAUAACAUGAGUUAAUGAAUAUGUUAGUACUAUAAUGCAACAUUAUUGAAAAAAUGAUGGAAUUGUGA